CACCCGGCAGCCGGCAGCCAUGCGAAGCCGCCCCCUCCUCCUGCUCCUCCUCCUCGUCGCGGCGACGGCGGCGCCCACGGCGUCGCCGUCCUCGGCGUUCGCGUGCGCGCCGGGCGGCCCCGCGGCGUCGCUGCCGUUCUGCCGGCAGUCGCUGCCGCUGCGGGCGCGGGCGCGGGACCUCGUGUCCAGGCUGACCCGCGCCGAGAAGGUGCGGCUGCUGGUGAACAACGCGGCCGGGGUGCCGCGGCUCGGGGUGGCCGGCUACGAGUGGUGGUCCGAGGCGCUGCACGGCGUGUCGGACACGGGGCCCGGGGUGCGGUUCGGCGGCGCCUUCCCGGGCGCCACCGCGUUCCCGCAGGUCAUCGGCACCGCCGCGUCGCUCAACGCCACGCUCUGGGAGCUCGUCGGACGGGCGGUGUCCGACGAGGCGCGCGCCAUGUACAACGGCGGGCGGGCGGGCCUCACCUUCUGGUCCCCGAACGUGAACAUCUUCCGGGACCCGCGGUGGGGCCGCGGCCAGGAGACGCCCGGCGAGGACCCCGCCGUCUCGGCGCGCUACGCCGCCGCCUACGUGCGCGGCCUCCAGCAGCCCUACGCCGCCCCGAACGGCGGCCACCGCAACCGCCUCAAGCUCGCCGCCUGCUGCAAGCACUUCACGGCGUACGACCUGGACAAGUGGGGCGGCACGGACCGGUUCCACUUCAACGCCGUGGUGGCGGCGCAGGACCUGGAGGACACCUUCAACGUCCCCUUCCGCGCCUGCGUCGAGGACGGCCGCGCCGCCAGCGUCAUGUGCUCCUACAACCAGGUCAACGGCGUGCCCACGUGCGCCGACGCGGCGUUCCUGCGCGGCACCAUCCGCGGGCGCUGGGGCCUGGACGGCUACAUCGUCUCCGACUGCGACUCCGUCGACGUCUUCUUCCGCGACCAGCACUACACGCGCACCCCCGAGGACGCCGCCGCCGCCACGCUCCGCGCCGGCCUCGACCUCGACUGCGGGCCGUUCCUCGCGCUCUACGCCGGCUCCGCCGUCGCCGCGGGCAAGGUCGCCGACGCCGACGUCGACGCCGCGCUCCUCAACACCGUCACCGUGCAGAUGCGGCUCGGCAUGUUCGACGGGGACCCCGCGGCCGGGCCGUUCGGGCGCCUGGGCCCCGCGGACGUGUGCACCAGGGAGCACCAGGACCUGGCGCUCGACGCGGCGCGCCAGGGCGUCGUGCUCCUCAAGAACCGGCGCGGCGCCAGGCACAACAGGGACGUGCUCCCGCUCCGCCCCGCCGCGCACCGCGUCGUCGCCGUCGUCGGCCCGCACGCCGACGCCACCGUCGCCAUGAUCGGGAACUACGCGGGCAAGCCCUGCCGCUACACCACGCCGCUGCAGGGCGUCGCCGCGUACGCCGCGCGGGUUGCGCACCAGGCCGGCUGCACCGACGUCGCGUGCCGCGGGAACCAGCCCAUCGCCGCGGCCGUCGAGGCGGCGCGCCAAGCCGACGCCACCGUCGUCGUCGCGGGCCUCGACCAGAGGGUGGAGGCCGAGGGCCUGGACCGGACCACCCUUCUCCUCCCUGGGCGACAGGCCGAGCUCAUCUCCGCCGUGGCCAAGGCGUCCAAGGGGCCAGUCAUCCUCGUGCUCAUGUCUGGCGGUCCCAUCGACAUCGCGUUCGCGCAGAACGACCCCAGGAUCGAUGGGAUCCUGUGGGUCGGCUACCCCGGCCAGGCCGGAGGACAGGCGAUUGCCGACGUCAUCUUCGGACACCAUAAUCCAGGUGCGAAGCUGCCGGUGACAUGGUACCAUCAAGACUACCUGCAGAAGGUGCCGAUGACAAACAUGGCGAUGCGCGCGAACCCGGCGCGCGGGUACCCCGGCCGGACGUACCGGUUCUACACGGGCCCGACGAUCUACCCGUUCGGGCACGGGCUCAGCUACACCCAGUUCACGCACACGCUCGCGCACGCGCCGACGCAGCUCACCGUGCGCCUCUCCGGCAGCGGCCACUCCGCCGCGUCCGCCGCCUCCCUCCUCAACGCGACGCUUGCGCGCCCCGUCCGCGCCGUGCGGGUGGCGCACGCGCGGUGCGAGGGCCUCACGGUCCCGGUGCACGUGGACGUGAGCAAUGUCGGCGACCGCGACGGCGCGCACGCCGUGCUCGUGUACCACGCGGCGCCCUCGCCCUCGCACGCUGCCCCCGGCGCGGACGCGCCCGCGCGGCAGCUGGUGGCGUUCGAGAAGGUGCACGUGCCCGCGGGCGGCGUGGCGCGCGUGGAGAUGCGCAUCGGCGUGUGCGACCGGCUCAGCGUCGCGGACCGGAACGGCGUGCGGCGGGUCCCCGUCGGCGAGCACAGGCUGAUGAUCGGCGAGCUCACGCACUCGGUCUCGCUCGGCGUCGAGCAGCUCGGGGUAUAACCGGAUGCUUGAACGGAAGGUGGAGGAUCCAGAGUAAUAAUUGUGAUGUGAUGUGUUGUUUCGGGUGGGGGGUAUUAUUGGCUUCUGAUUGCCGGGGUGCUUGCUGCUGUCUCUGCAAAGGUGGAGAUGGGAGAUGUAGAAGGCACCGGAUUACUGAAAAUUGCUGGAUUGAAAACGAAAACGAUUGAAAUGGAAGGAAGACAGAAGAAUGUUGUUUCCCUCCUC
Zea mays is the source of this 2629-nucleotide messenger RNA. RefSeq lists its product as uncharacterized. The record is from RefSeq and is marked provisional. Gene Ontology annotation, molecular function: xylan 1,4-beta-xylosidase activity; alpha-L-arabinofuranosidase activity. NCBI's taxonomy places the organism in Eukaryota, Viridiplantae, Streptophyta, Magnoliopsida, Poales, Poaceae. Gene Ontology annotation, biological process: xylan catabolic process; arabinan catabolic process. The transcript has 2 exons. The coding region runs from base 20 to 2404 and encodes 794 amino acids.